Messenger RNA from Brassicogethes aeneus, 1032 nucleotides. The record is from the annotation of a GenBank genome assembly. NCBI's taxonomy places the organism in Eukaryota, Metazoa, Arthropoda, Insecta, Coleoptera, Nitidulidae.
CAGUAAUCCGCGGUGGCCUCUCCGCCUCAGUUAACUACGAUUUUUAAUUUUCACAAAAAAUGACCGAAGUACAGACACACACAAGAAAUAAUAGUUUGGAGCGGACGAGGAAAAUCAGACGUGUUGAGAAGCCACCAGACGAUUGGACGAAAAUAUAGCAUCAGGACCAAUCGGAUGGCGAGCGUACCGACGAGAAAAACGACGCCAUCCGACACCGUCUUCGGAAUUCCACGGUCGACUUCUGGACGUGGAGCCGAAGACAAAAAAGUCCGGAAGUGCGACUUUACGGUCACAACUUCCGGAUAGCCUACUUCCACCCGGACUGGAGCAGCGGCACGGCUGGGGUGAGGGGCACGAAGGUUUUGAACAACGGGAGGUAUUAUUGGGAGGUCGCUAUUUCAAGGAGGAUUUUCGGGACUAGCAUGAUGUGUGGAAUAGGAACUAAAAAAGCCCGUCUUCAUGCCGACGCGUUCACAAACCUCCUGGGCGAAGACGAAAACGGAUGGGGUUUAUCCCACAAAGGCCUUCUAUGGCACAACGGCCGGUGGACCACAUACACGAAACCGUUCAGGGAAAACGUCGCCACCACUAUUGGCAUUCUCUUUGACGGCAUAGCUGGCACUUUAACAUACUACAAGGACGAAAAAUGCCUGGGAGUUGCGUUCAGAGGUCUGGACUCUGUAAAGGAAGAGUUGUACCCAAUAAUUUGCUCCACAGCUGCCAAAACCCAAAUGUAUUUGACCUCGACACGCAAAGAUUUUGUCAGUUUGCAGGAUCGGUGUAAAGCUGUUAUUGUCAAAAGGAUUGAAAAUAAGAACGAUUUACAGAAGCUGAAUAUUCCGAAUUGCAUAAUUAAUUAUUUAAAGGAGGAUGUUGUUGAUAAAAUACCCCCGCCAUAAGUUUAAGAUUAAAUAAAUUGUCUAUUAAAUGAUAAAAUAUCGGAAGCAACUUUUAUGUAUGUAAAGAUACUUUUAUCGCUUACGUUAUUUUAUCUGAUUGUGAAACCCUUUCCGUGGAUUCAACCCAGCCAUA